Ciona intestinalis (vase tunicate) is the source of this 3317-nucleotide messenger RNA. NCBI's taxonomy places the organism in Eukaryota, Metazoa, Chordata, Ascidiacea, Phlebobranchia, Cionidae. The record is from RefSeq and is a predicted model, not a curated record.
GUAACAAUAUAAUUAAUAUAGAAAUACUAUACAUAAGCACUUGGUAACCAAACAGUUUCCGAAACCAAAUUUCGAAUUUCGACGAAAAUACAAUUCCCACAAUCGCAUCCGGUGUGUCGUCACAAUGACUUGGCCAGUGUUUCCAAAUUAAUUUUAUUCGGAAAGAAUUUAAACUUUUUUUUUUAAUUUAAAGUUUUUUUGAUUAUGACGCAAUACGACGUAGUAUUUUGUAAUUGGAUUCUUCAUGUCAUCACUGGAAACACUGUUCGAAGUAAUGCAGGAUUGUGACGUCAUAACAGGAAACACAGAAAGUCGAAUGAACGAGACCGCAACUCGAGGAUUGAAACAAAAUGUCAGGAUUCGGGAUCUGCUGAUGCAUUGUUAGAAAUGAAUAAAGCAGUGGCAAGUAUUCUGUUGUUGAUAUGUUUCGAAACAUCGGCGGACUUCCGGUCCCGGAUUCGAAGGGUGGCGGAACAUAUCCCAUCGAGUAUAAGAAGAUGCGACCGUAAGCUGGGGCUAGAGAGCGGGGAUAUACCAGAUGAUAGAAUAUCGGUGUCUACGGUGAUCAAUGAGCAUAGGUAUGGUAAAGAGAACGCUAGAUUGAAUGGUGAUAAUGCAUGGGUGACGUAUACAGCACCGGAGCAAUGGAUACAGAUCGACCUUGGGAAAACAAUGUAUGUAAGUGGUGUUCAAACACAAGGACAGAUCGUCCCCACGCACGGAAGGUUGCUUGUAUCUCAAUACAAAGUGAAGUAUAAGUCGAGUCCCCGUGGUAACGUGUGGCAGGCGGUGUCGGACAGAGGAGGCCCCAUCAACUUUAAUGGUAACACGGACGGGACAAGAGUUGCGAGCGCGCGUUUUCCUGAACCAGUACUCGCCCAGAUCGUCCGCAUCGUACCAGUAUUAUGGCCUGCGAGAGCGAACAGGAUUGCUCUACGUCUUGAACUGCUUGGUUGUAGCAUUGCGGCAGAUUCAGGUUGCGGGAGUUUACGUUCGCAGACGAAACCCCGGGGUUCGAUAUCGAGCAUGAACUACCCUGGCAGAUACGACAACAACGCAAACUGCAGGUGGCAGAUUAUUGCUCCCAUCUACCAAGUGAUCAUCCUAACCUUUGAUCCUGGGUUCGCUUUGGAGUAUGGAUCCAAUAACUGUAGGCUUGAAUAUGUUGAGAUACUUGAUGUCAUCGGCAACACAGAGAAAUCUUUGGGGAAGUUUUGUGGAAAGAAUCAGCCAGGAACCUUUAGUUCAACCAGAAACGUUAUGAAGGUUCAAUUCAUGACCGACCACUACGAAGGGGACAGAGGAUUCAGAGCAAGAUACAACUUUGUCAAUGGAUCUGGCUGUGGGGGGCCUCAGGCAUUAACUGAACCAAGAGGUUUCUUUCAAUCCAUGAAUUAUCCUGAACCUUACUCCAACAACGCUCACUGUAUUUGGGAUAUUUAUGCUGACGUUGACAAGUUGAUAGAAAUCCGAUUCAGUGACAUGCAGAUUGCGCGUGAUAUUCGCUACCCUGGUGUUCGGUACCGACCUGGAACCUCAUGCAUAGAUGAUAGCUUACAGAUUAAAGAUGUAGAGAAUGGAUUAUACAUAGCAUCCAUGGAACAUAGAUACUGUGAUAGUGUGCGACCUCCGAACUUUAUAUCCAUUUCUAAUAGAGUGAGGAUUGCGUUUCAAACUAAUGAAGCAAUUCAAGCAAAAGGUUUCUUCGCAACCUACCAAGUUAUUGCUGCAUCUGGCUGUGGAGGGCCAAGGGAUCAAAUUACACAACGAGGGUUGAUACAAUCAAAGAACUAUCCAGAAUAUUAUGAACCUAACCUUAGAUGUGAAUGGAUUAUUAAGACUGAACCAGAAAAUGAUAUUCAGAUAACCUUCCAUGACUUUGCAUUGGAGGAACACGCCAACUGUACAUUUGACAUUGUAUCUAUAUAUGAUGGUAAAAGUGACCAACAUAGACUUGGUGCAUAUUGCACAACACACAACCUCAGUAUUGGACCAUUGACUGCACAUAGUGGGGUCAUGAAGAUUGUCUUCAAAUCAGAUGAUUAUAACCAGGAAAGAGGGUUCAAUGCAAGUUAUCGUGUUGUAACUCGUACAAGACCAACAUCUGCAACAACAACAGCCCCCACCUUACCAAUGUCCACCACUACAUUAGAAACAACAACAACUACUAUUACUACUAAGAGAACUACACCCACUCUCAUGUCAACAACACAAGUUGAACCAGAAUAUGACAUCACAACCACCUUUGUUCCAACAACAAAGGAGAAGAAAAUUGAAAAAACAGAACCACAAAACCCAAAUGUUUUACCACGACCAGACCAUAAUGACAUCACAAAGGAUGGUUCUAGUCCAACAGUCACAGAGGAAAUGGGCAAAUUGAUCAUCAUAGGGUUGGCUUCUGUAGCUGGGCUGCUUAUCAGUGUUAUACUGACCGGUAUCAUAUUAUGUUGCCGCCAACAUUUCAUUACAACUACAAUGAGCGCGCAGGGGUCUUUUAGAAACGCACAAAACUCUAGCAAUGCACAGAACUUGAUGUACGAUUACUCCAUUGCUUCAACCAACCAAGUGGAACACGCAUCAUCUCAUGUAUCGGACUCAUUUAGUCAUCAGGGCACAAUAAGGAGGGUCCCAAGCAGAGAAAGCAGGAUUUACUUUUCCAUUGAGGAAUGUCCGAACAGUGGAGAUGCAGGAAGACCUUCAACAAGUAAAGAAACCCCAGUUGUUAAGGCACAAUAUAAGAAGUAUUCAUCACGUCAUUACCACUGCAAUGAUGAUUCAAGCGCGGUUCCUUUUGAGAAUGAAGUUGAAGAAGAAGAAUAUUAUGAUGAGGAUGAAACUUAUAAUGUGGAUAGCGGGCAGGAGGAUACACUGUUUAGGCAACGACAGAGAUGUGGAACAAUUGAAAGAGUGAACGAUAAACAAAGUGCUGAGGACAAAAUGAUGGUGGACAACAUUCUAUAUGAAUCAGCUGAUAGCAUCAACAACAAGGAAUUAUAAAUACGGGACAGAACAUAAUAAACAUAUGCGCAUUUUAUGAAAAACCAGAGUGCUGUUUAAACCAUUUGUUAAAUAAUGCAACAUUAAUUUGCCAGUUGGUGUUUACCCAGAUUAUUCGAAUGGUUAUCAUAAUCCAACGUAUUCAAGUCAUUUUAAUAACAUUACAAAGCUAAAAUAUCCCAAAAUUCUUACCCAUAUAAGAACGCACCAAAGUUUUUACCAACAAUAUUACCUAUGCCUUCCGAAUUAAAAAGUACAAGCGGCAAACAAUGAAUGAAUGCUCGUUGUAACUAACAAUACAUACAAAACAAUGAGCGUUA